AUGGCUGAGGACAGCACGGAUGUUUCUGGCCCCUCCGUCACGGGGGAGCCACUCCCGCCAUCGACGGCUCCCGCCGUUAGUUCGGACGCGCCCGCCGUCAGUUCGGACGCGCCCGCAGUCAGUUCGAACGCGCCCGCCUCAUCCGCCAGCAGCGAACCGCUCCUUCAAGCAGCCACCGCCGAGGCUCCCGCAACCAGCGCUCCCGUCGCGGAUGUCGACUCGGACGCGCUGCUUCCGCUGCAGGCGGGGCUUAAGGACUUCGACUACGACGCGAAGCACCACUCCAAGGAGGACCAGAGCCGCUGGCGCAAGAUGUCGCUCGUGCGCAACGCCGCGCGUCGCUUCCGCUACACGCACAACAUCUCGCAGCCCGAUCCACGGGAGUCGGUGGCGAGUCGCCUGCGCGUGGGCGCGUCGGCGAUUAAGGCCGUCACGCGCUUCAAGUCAGUUCUCUCGCGGAUCUCCGACGCGGCGGUGAAGGCGGCGCGCGCGGAGGGCUUCGGGCUGUCGGCGAAGCAGCUGGAGGGGAUCAUGUCGGGGCAGGACGCGGCGGGGCUGCAGAACUCGUACGGCGGCGUGGAGGGCAUCGCGCGGCGCCUCGACGCGGACCUGCACCAGGGAAUCACGGCCACGGAGGCCGACAUUGCGCGCCGAGUCAAGACGUUUGGAACGAACACGUACCCCGAGAAGCCGCCCAAAACGUUCUUCGAGUUCGUGUGGGACGCCAUGCAGGACAUGACGCUGUGGAUCCUGGCGGUGUGCGCGGUGUUUUCGCUGCUGGUGGGCAUCGUCACGGAGGGGUGGCAGGAGGGGUGGUACGACGGCGCGGGUAUCCUGCUCUCCAUCCUGCUCGUCGUCUUCGUCACCGCCACCAGCGACUAUCGCCAGUCGCUGCAGUUCCGGCUGCUGGACGCGGAGAAGAAGAAGGUGACGGUGGAGGUGGUGCGCGGGGGCGUGCGGCAGGCGCUGUCCGUGUUCGACCUGGUUGUGGGCGACGUCAUCGUGCUCUCCACCGGCGACAUUGUCCCCGCCGACGCGCUCUUCAUCCAAGGGCACAGCCUGGUGGUGGACGAGUCGAGCAUGACGGGCGAGAGCGUACCAGCCUACAAGGGCAAGGAGGCACCGUUCUUCCUGGCGGGCACCAAGGUGCAGGACGGCCAUGGCACCGUGCUCGCCACGGGCGUGGGCAUGCACACGGAGUGGGGGCAGCUCAUGGCCAAGCUCACUGACAGUGGGGAUGAUGAGACGCCUCUGCAGGUGAAGCUGAGCGGGGUGGCGACGCUGAUAGGGCGCGUGGGGCUGUACGUGGCGCUGCUGGUGUUCUUCGUGCUCAUGUACCGUCUCCUGCGCUCCACCUCGCUCUGGGACUGGUCCUUCCACCACACCCUCGAGGUGGUGCAUUUCUUUGCCAUAGCCGUCACCAUCGUGGUCGUGGCAGUCCCCGAGGGCCUCCCCCUCGCCGUAACCCUCUCGCUCGCCUUCGCCAUGAAGAAGAUGAUGCGGGACAAGGCGCUCGUGCGCAAGCUGGCGGCCUGCGAGACCAUGGGGUCUGCAACGACCAUCUGCAGUGACAAGACCGGCACGCUCACAGCCAAUCAGAUGACCGUGGUGCAGGCGUGGCUCACUGGCUCUGUGCACGUGCUGCCGUUUCAAGACCCCACUGCUGCGCCCUCUCCCGUGGACCUCAAUCUGCCCGAGUCCCUCCGCACAUCCCUCCUCCUCAACUUCUUCCUCAACACCAGCGGGGACGUGCAAUCUCCCCCCGCCGACGCCCCCGCAGGCGCGCCCCCCGUGCUGCUGGGCACCCCCACGGAGCAGGCCAUGCUCGCGCUGGGGCUGCGCCUGGGCGGCGAGUGGGCGGGGGUGCGCGGCAGCGUGCAGGUGCUGAAGCUGCAGCCCUUCAACUCGCAGCGCAAGCGCAUGGGCGCGGUUGUGAGGCUCGCGGACGGGACUGUGCGUGUGCUGUGGAAGGGUGCUGCGGAGAUUGUGCUUGCUACGUGCACCCAGGCCGUCAGCAACGAGCAGGGCGAGGUGCGAUGGGCAUGCAGGGGGGGGAGGGAAGAGGGGAUAAGGGGGAAGAGGGGAUAA
Messenger RNA from Closterium sp. Yama58-4, 2088 nucleotides. Lineage: Eukaryota; Viridiplantae; Streptophyta; Zygnematophyceae; Desmidiales; Closteriaceae. The record is from the annotation of a GenBank genome assembly.